Messenger RNA from Truncatella angustata, 1080 nucleotides. RefSeq lists its product as uncharacterized. The record is from RefSeq and is a predicted model, not a curated record. The transcript has a single exon. The coding region runs from base 134 to 892 and encodes 252 amino acids. Lineage: Eukaryota; Fungi; Ascomycota; Sordariomycetes; Amphisphaeriales; Sporocadaceae.
GAUACUGGAAGGAUCAAAAACUGUCAUUCCACUUCAUGUUCCAAUAUUCAACCAUUCCAACGUUUACGUAUCUAUCUAAAGAACAUUCAAGACCAGAGCUCAUGCCCACUCAAGCUUCUGUUUGCAGUACCUAAUGUACCUUCACCAUCUGGAGAUCAUGUCUACUUUCCACCCCUUCCCACGCUUGCCUCUCGAGCUACGCCGAAGCAUAUGGGAGAUGAGCGUGGAACCUCGCGUGGUUGUCAUCAAUAAAACGGUCGUCAACGGGAUUGCGCAAAUCUACGGCGAUUAUUUCUGGUCUCCAACAAGGGUACCGUCUGCCCUCCAUGCUUGCAGCGAAUCUCGGUCGUAUCUGCAAAACAGUUAUUCAAAGGCUUUCAAGACGAGAACUCAUCCCCACUAUAUCUGGACCGACUUUGAUAACGACACUAUCUGGGCCAAGCCCGGAUACUUGCUAGAAAUUGUCGAGGAAUGGAACUCGAUACGUCAGUUGACCAUUGAAUGCGGAAACUUUGACAGAUUCUGGCAUUAUGACAUGGAAGACGUGCGUGCUCUCAAUGAUACAGGUCUUAGAACUCUUACUAUCAUUGAUAUGGCAAAACCAUCAGGUAAAGCCGAGGACUCCUGGUGGCAAGAUUGGAGUGAAAAUCUCAUGGUAGAAUUCUACUAUAAAUGCAAUCCGAUGCCAUUCUACACGAGAGUGAUCGCACCGAGCGAUCCGCGUGGGAUUGAGGUCAACACGGGAAACUAUAUCAACCUGUACCGGAGUAAUCGGAAGGCUGCGGAGGCGGCAGAUACUGAUCUCGUGGAUCUCUACGAAUCCGAGUCAGAGGAUGGAAGGGAGCGACUUUUUGAGCCCUGGGAACAUACGGAGUCCUGCGGAUGCAUUUAGCACUAUAGUGAUCAACCGAGAAACUACUAAAAGUAUUGCUUACACAUAAGACGCAGCUGCUUGAAAUCUCCCGCGUAUAGAAGCUUAUAUACUCAGGGGGAAACUUUCGCAGCAAUAUGGUGGACUUGGCAUGUAGAACUGUGCUGAUUAAUAACUGGGCGCUUCUCCAAUUACAUGACUGAUUUCCG